Messenger RNA from Eurytemora carolleeae, 3803 nucleotides. Its product is annotated as 8-oxo-dGDP phosphatase NUDT18. The transcript has 13 exons. Gene Ontology annotation, molecular function: 8-oxo-GDP phosphatase activity; 8-oxo-dGDP phosphatase activity; magnesium ion binding. The coding region runs from base 599 to 3385 and encodes 928 amino acids. The record is from RefSeq and is a predicted model, not a curated record. NCBI's taxonomy places the organism in Eukaryota, Metazoa, Arthropoda, Copepoda, Calanoida, Temoridae.
CUUAGCUGAAGAUUAAUCUGUAAUCUUAAUCUCCGGUUUACUCCAUCCUUUCUUGGUCUUCACAAUAAUAAUUUAAUUCUUGCUGGCUGGUGUCCGGCUAGGAAAAAUUUUCUUUUGACUGUGAAGCAGGAUAGCGGAGAAAUAAGUUUACUUAUAUCCGGGAUAGAUGGAGUUUUCUCUCCGGGUCUCAUUCUACAUCAGGAUCAGGUUCCACACUUGGUCCUGUGAAGAUGUGUUCAUCUCUGGUUAUCUCAGAUUCUCCUGAUCAGGUUCCACACCUGGUCCUGUGAAGAUGUGUUCAUCUCUGGGUAUCUCAGAUUCUCCUGAUCAGGUUCCACACCUGGUCCUGUGAAGAUGUGUUCACUGUUCAUCUCUGGAUAUCUCAGAUUCUCCUGAAUAAUGAUGAAUUAAGCGAAGCACAUCUAUUGUUAUAAAUCUUUUUACUUCUUUUUUUUACAUAGAUACUUGAUGCAUAAUUCUGUGAUAUUAACUUGCAUUAUAAUAUAAAUUACUGACAAAAAAUAUAUUAUUGUUGUUAUUUUGUUUCAGACAAAUGAAAAAUAUGGAAUUUUAAGACAUUAAUCAAUCAGAAACAAAAAUGUCUGGUUUCCGAAGAGAUAUAGAAGAUGGUUUCUAUGUUCCGCGCUCUGCUAGUCAAGAAAUAGAAUGGAAUGAAUCCAGCGACGGAUCUGAUGAGGAUGAAGCAAUUAUAAUACGACGGUUGAACACACCUUUACGAAAACAAGCUUUUAAAAAGAAUUCAUCUGUUCAGGGGAGAAAUGUUCUUUCUAGUGGACGCAGAUCCACCAAGGUGGACCUUAAUCCUAGGUCAUUGAAAUAUUCAGAAUCCAACCCAAGUUCCUCCUACGGGUUCAAAAAAGAUGCACUCCCGAACCAUGAAAAAUCAUUAUCCAUUAAACCUCUUCUCUGUGGUGAACCCAUACAAAAUAUUGAAACAGAACUUGAACUUAUUAAUGAAUCCAAUGCUUCCAACUCUCCCCCAUCCCCCAUCAUCACCAAAUCCAUCAAGAAAUUGUCUUCAUCGAAGCAUUGUCUGAACAGGCCAUUUUCAAAUAUUCCGUCCUCUCCUAUUCUCUCCCGUCUGUCUACUGAAACCCCGGCACCGAGUUUCAAACUAGAUGAUCCUGUUACAUCUCCAAUACUAAGAUCAUGUCGAAGAUCUAGAAAUCCUGUUGGUAAGAGAAAACUGUUCCAGUACACAAGUUCCAUCGACUCUAGUUCUGAUUCGGAAACCAUAAACCGGUCGGAUAAGAGAAGGUUCAACACCCCGGAAAAGAAUGUGAUCGCAAUAAUCCCGACUUCUCCAUCCCCCCCGGCCUCUCAGAAAAUUGAAACAGACGAGGAGUUUGAUACUCCAUGCUUAACGGAGAAGAACAAGACUCCUAAUAUUUACAGAUCUUUGUUAGAUGACGAGGAAUCAAAUUUAGGGACUCCGUCAGGUUCUAUUUACAGUGUCGAGUCAGGUGUAUCUCCAAUGUUGUGUACCCUAUCUCCGAUAUCAGAAUGCAUUGGACGGUUUUCUGGUCAACCUCUUACUCCAGUAGAGCGUGACCUACUGGAGGAGAUCAAGAAAUCCAACAAGAAGAGGAAACCUGUGAAGCAAGGUCUAGCUAUACAACUUGAGAAAACGAUUAAGAUGCGCCGAUCAAUGAGAGUAAUUCAAGAACAUGAGAUGAACCUGCUCAACCUUAAAAACACUAAAUAUAUGGAACUUAACGUCUCAAGGGUUGAAGUAAUCGGAACAGUUGUCUCCGUUCAAGGAGUUCAAGACUCAGGAACCUUGUACAGAUUCUAUAUUCAUCUUGAGUUCUGCAAUAAACCUGUAGCACCUGGAUACAGGAUCAGAAUACUCAAACCCUUCACAGAGCUUAAAGUUGAGGAUCAGAAUAUCUUAGUUGGCGUCAACGAGUGGGAGAAUAUUACUACCGGAGAACUAGAGAAGUCUGAUAAACCACUCACAGAACCUAGCGAUCCAUCAAAUACAGAUCUGACGGAGAAAAUUAGAAAACCUUUGUUUCACGACCUACGGUGUGAGUGCCAAAAAAUAGAGGGUGAUGAACAUUUUUGUGAUAGUUCUGAAGAAUAUGAAAAUCUGGUGAGCUUUGAGAAAUUGAGUGUCCAGUCUUUAAAUCGGAGAUUCAGCAGUGAAAUAACGAUCGAACCUCAAAGGAAAGGAAAAGAAAGGACGGUAAAUUCUGUGCUGGAGCUUGUGGAUAGAUUUGGAGUAUCUAGCUCUUCUCCUCAGGCAGGAAGUUUAAAUACUCGGUUCCCAAUCCUGGUUCUCCGGAUCCUGCAACCCGUCCUACGGAUGAGAACUGUUGGGAACCCUCUCUAUGAUGAGACCUGGUUGGAGACGGAGACAGGGUUCCUGGCCGAGGAUAAUCGGGGGAACUUCCUUCUUGUUAAACUUGACUCUGAUGUCAAGGAUGCACCUAGGGAAUGGUUGCCUAUGUUGGAUGGCGACUGGGCAGGUUUAAUUGGAUCCACUGUAAAAAUAUCAGGACUGUUUCCUCAUACUAGAACUGUCAGGAAUAAAUGUUCCCGAUUGUAUCAACUUGUCUCAGGUAUCAGGAAACCCAAGCAGAGGUUUUACUACACCCUCAAGGUGUAUCCUUGUUCCAGGAUGAAGAUUCUGGAUAAAUCUCUCCAGGCUCCAGUUCUCCUCCGUCCAGGUCAGCUGAAGACAGAACCUUGUGAUAAAGGGAGAAGAUUAAACCUGGAAUGUGUUCUAGUGUUUAAAGACAAGAUCAACAUGAAGAUUUACGUUCAUAAUGUUUUCUGUCCAGAUAUACAGGCUUAUCCUCUCCAUUCAAUUAAAUAUACUCAGGAAACUUUUCUUCCGCGUUCUGGAUCUGGUAUGAUCCAUUUGUACGGAGUCUGGUUUGAGAAGGGAGAACUAUUCCUGGAUCAUUACUCUGGGUAUGUGCAGAUACAGAGUGAGGAAAGGUUUCCAUACAAGGAUAUUCUCCGUCCUACAGACCAAGCCUAUACUGAAGGGGAUCUUGUUAGGGUUGUUGGACAGGUUUCCGGUGUGAAUGAAGGUGAAAGUGUAGAAUGGGUCUCCUGCGAGGAGUGCGAAGGAGAAGAGAUCCACCCUCAGGAGAUGGAGUGCAUCAAGUGUCAUUCUUCAAAUCUUAGGAGUAAUCUGAACCUGGUGGUUCAGGUUGCAGGAGUUUGGAUCACACUGCAAGAGAAUACAGCCAGGAGGGUUCUAGGUAGAGAUAAAACUAGUCAGGAGCAGGACGGAGAGAAGUUGAACCCGGAGACUGAGGAAGAAGAGAUGAGAGCUCAGGAUAUAUUUGGAAGAGAGUUGGAUAUCGUCUGUCUCUAUAGCAAUGAUACUCUCAAAGAAAUAUUAAGUUAAUGAGGAGUUCGCCUUUACAUGACCAAAAUGUAAAAUAACUUAUUUUUAGAUCUCAUAAAAUAUAUCUGUGAUAUUUCAGUUUAAAAUAGAAUUUCUACAUUUUCAGAAUAAUGUACAUUUUCUAGUUCUCAGCAGCGAGUAUAGAUUAGAUGGAUUGGGUAUCUCAGAGAUUUAAGAAACAAUUGCAGAGGUUUAGAAACAAAUCAUUCUUUUAUUCAAUCAAGGGCACCCGGUGUCUUGUGAGAGGUAGAGAGUGGUCACCUGUAGCUGGAGGCAGUGUACCCUGUAUACAGGAGUAGUUCCAGUUCUUCACUCUACUCCACACACAACAAACCAUUCUUAAGUUUAAAUAUUCAGAUCUUCAGCGGGCGAGGGGAGAAAACCUAAACAUUAUCAGACGAGUGAGCUGCAAGAACAA